CGGUCAUGUGAUUCCAGUCAGGACUCGAUUAGCGACCGCACUGUUUACUUUCCGCUGCAGACAGGACUGCAGAAGCGGAAUACCGACCUUCUCUCAAAAUGUAUUCUCACGGUUCAGAGAGUUUAAUCAAACAAGCAAGGGAGAUCCAGGAGUCCGAGCUGCAAAAGUUUUACAGCAGAUUAGUCAAGCUGCUCCAAGGGAAGGAGCCCUGCCAUGAGACUGUUGACUCCCUGCAGAGGCUGCACCUCAUCCUCUCCGCCACCAAGUAUACCAGGAAGUUGCCUGCAGAGCUUCAGGAGAGGGUUGUAUCGCUCCUUUCAUCACCUGCAGAGCCGCUUCAGGUGCUGAGCUCAGCUGUGCUCAGGGAGACACUGCCCCUCUCUGGUCAGGAACUGAACUACAACCAGGAGAACAUCAGUCAACUGAACACGCAUGCUGCUGCCCUGCUGCUCUCACAGGCUGGAUCCAGGGCUGAUCUGUCGUCUCUCUGCGCUCAGCUCCUUCGCAGUCUGGAAAGCCGACAGUCAGAGGGGCCAGCUCACUCGCUCACACACACCCUGCCCAUCCUCAACACCAUCCUCACACUCAGCCCCGAGUGCCUCACUGAAGAUCAUGUGACCCUCCUGAGUAAGAAGUUUGUCGAUUGGCUGCGCUAUGCUAGCAUCACUCAGGGAGGCUGUGCUUCCUCAGGAGGAUUCUUCAAGGGGCCCAGGUCACGUCAGCCGGUGCCCAUAGCAGAGCUGGAUGGGACGGUGUCUGGGGAUUUCUUCACUGUGCUGUGUGUGGGCCAGGGCUUCACUGAUGACCAGUGGAUGAACGUCUAUUCCUUUUCAAUGCUGCGCCAUUGGCUUCUCACCUACCACUCUGUUUCCAACAUCAACAGCACAGCUGACACCGCAAACAGGCUACAGCUCAGCCUCUCCCACUCCUUUUCUAAUGAUGACCGGUCGGAGGUGGACGGCUCGGUGGUUUCUAUGGUUUCAGCGACUUCCUCCUCCAGUCGAUUGCUGCCUCCAAAGGAGCGUCUGAGAGAGAAGGCUUUCCAGUACUGCCUACGCCUCAUCGAGCAGAGCGAUCGCAAGGCACAUAAAAGGACAGAUACAGACCUGCAGAAAGCGUGUCUGGUGGAGGCGGUGUGCAUCCUGGACUGUGUGUGCGUAGAGGACGCCUCACUGGUCUACCGAACGUUCCCGUGCAUCAAGGCGCUCUUUGGUCGGCUCAGCUCAGACCUGUCGUUCGCCAGAGUCCUGCUGCCCAUAGCACAGUUCUACCUCAACCACGGUGAGAUGGCUGCCGUGGAUUGUGAGAGUGUGUGGAAGCUGGUGUUUGGCCGAUUCCCUGCCGAGCUUUUCAACGACCACUUCCUGGCACAUGAGCUGCUACGCUUCCUUCGACAAAACCUUGAGAGCCUGCUGCUCCGAGUCCCGCAGUACAUGCACUCCUUCCCAAACCUGCUGAAGUUGUUAGCAUGGGACAGCCCGGCGGUAGUGGAUGAUUUUGUGGAUCUGCUGCCCUCUCUGGUGACUGCUGGAACUGCAGUGGAGCUUCUCCACACUCUGCUGGACCUGCCCUGUCUUUCUGCUACAUUGGUCCUGCAACUGAGGUCAACUUCUAUGCCCAUCUCUGAGCCAGGUGGUCACUUGUCACUUGAUGCAUUUCGAAACCCUUCUUAUCGUGGUCUUUUCCUCUUCCUGCUUCGAGGGGAAGCGGGUACAGGGGACACCAUUGACCGACUCAGCAUGCUCCAUGAGCUGCUGGCUGAGGUUGCUGAUUGGCCAAGAGUUGUUCAGUGUGCACAGACCGUCCCCGUGCUGUUGCACAUUUUUUUCAACACAGUCAUCACGGUAGCUGACGAGAAGCUUUUAGCCCACUUGACUCUGGUGAUGCUGGAGAGAAGCAGCCUCCUCCUCAAUAUCCCUAAAUACAUCACAGAGAUUCACAGGGUGUUCAGCUGCCACCUGCUGAGGUUGUGCAAGCUCCACCCCUCUCUGGUAGUGGACCAGUCUCACGAGCUGCUGGAGUUCGCUGGAGCCACAGCCAACGUCUACAGCAAAGAAGAAAUCUACACUCAUGUGGUGUGGGUGCUGGGAGAGUACCUGUCUGUGUCAUGUGACGCUCGCUGCUCCGUGAGGCUCACCACUUCCUGUUUUGAGGCGUUGGAGGCGGUGCUGUUUGAGAUCACUUCAUCUGCCCCACCACCUGGAGCACUUUGCCCUGCCCCCAGGGUCGUCACCACUCUAAUGAGCGCCCUGGCUAAGUUGGCGUCACGAUCACAUGACCUCAUACCCAGGGUGUCUCUGUUCUUCUCCAAGCUAAGAACAGUAACCAGAGGCGGGUCAGUUGCCUGGUGCACAGAUGAAGAGGACCUUGUUGCCAUAGUAACACGAAGCGAGGAGUUGUGGUCACUGCUGAAGGUGCCUGGUGUGGCUCAGAGCGUCCUUACCCCACCUCCACAUGUCACCACACCCCAGUGGCAUAGAGACACAAACGUGGCCAUGCCACUGCGACUGCGUGCCCUCACCAGCCUCACACACUCACAAUGACGCACUUACACUCACAUGCACACCACACAUCAUCAUUUUGCAUUGAGACAGAGACCUCUAAUGAACCCUGUUUGAUUUUUGCAAAUUAUUUUUGUAAAUAAAUGACAUUAUUUGAUUGAAA
Molecule: messenger RNA, 2664 nt
Organism: Micropterus dolomieu (smallmouth bass)
Lineage: Eukaryota; Metazoa; Chordata; Actinopteri; Centrarchiformes; Centrarchidae
Gene: ap5z1
Product: adaptor related protein complex 5 subunit zeta 1
Exons: 18
Coding region: 99-2543 (814 amino acids)
Cellular component (GO): AP-5 adaptor complex
Source: RefSeq, a predicted model, not a curated record